This is a messenger RNA of Soboliphyme baturini, 516 nucleotides long. Lineage: Eukaryota; Metazoa; Nematoda; Enoplea; Dioctophymatida; Soboliphymatidae. The record is from the annotation of a GenBank genome assembly.
AUGGCCAACGUCAAUGAUUCAGACUUUCCGGUCAACCAAAGCUACAACAGUGGCAGUCGAUACCAUAGGUUCCGAGAAAUUGUUAAGCACAGUUCUGAAAUUUUGGAUCAAGCCGAGGAGGUCGAAACCUUGUCGUCGAUUUUCAUAUGCUCGUUCGGCACCAUGGGCAUCGUCCUCUCUUUGCUGACCCUUUCGUCACAAACCUACCGCAGGCAUUCCAGCUUUGCACGAUUUAUGAUGACGAUGUGCGGUUCAGACUUGGCUUACAAUUCCAUCAAUUUGAUCGCUAACGUGCUGUACUACUAUGGAUCAGAUUUUCUCGCUCUUUCUGCAACCGCCACCAAGUUCGUCGGUGUUGCAUUUGCUCUGGCAGAUAUGUUCUCUGCUUUCAGUAAUCUGUUGUCGAUCAUACUGUCAUCGGAACGUUUCCUGUCCAUCUAUGCCCCGGUGUGGUACCAUUCGCUGACGGAACGACGCAAAUUCAACAUAUUCUUGAUCAGCGUAACGGCGAGCUUC